This is a messenger RNA of Amborella trichopoda, 453 nucleotides long. Its product is annotated as LYR family of Fe/S cluster biogenesis protein. The record is from RefSeq and is a predicted model, not a curated record. Lineage: Eukaryota; Viridiplantae; Streptophyta; Magnoliopsida; Amborellales; Amborellaceae. Gene Ontology annotation, cellular component: mitochondrion.
CCAACUUCUCGCAACCGUGCUCGAAAAGUUACAGCUCAAGGGAGGGACCCAGGGACCAUUUUAGGUUAUUUUUAUCACCAGAGAGUCCAUUAGUAUGGUUCUCCCCUUAGACUUGCAGGCAUUCAUUGUUCGUGCUCGUGUCUUAAAGCUCUACAGAAGUGCACUAAGGAGUGCUCGUCGAGCACCGGCUCAUGCUAGAGCCGAGCUGGACCAAACAAUGAGGCAAGAGAUUGAAAAGAACAGGCAUUGCAAUGAUAAGCAGAAAGUUCGGUUUUUGAUCAGUGAAGGUUUACAGAGGUUGAAGGAACUGAAUGAGAUGCUUGAUAUGCAAGGCCAUGGUUGAAGGACGAGUGGAUCUUCUAAGUGGAGCUCUUUCCGAUGCUUCCUUUCAUGGAAUUUUGUUGUUGGCAUGCGUAUGAUGAGCGAGAGAGAGAGAGAGAGAGAGAGGAGGAG